Molecule: messenger RNA, 7202 nt
Organism: Eleginops maclovinus (Patagonian blennie)
Lineage: Eukaryota; Metazoa; Chordata; Actinopteri; Perciformes; Eleginopidae
Product: leucine-rich repeat-containing protein 17-like
Exons: 11
Coding region: 189-1607 (472 amino acids)
Molecular function (GO): protein binding
Source: RefSeq, a predicted model, not a curated record
UCCAGAUCUGUGUUCAUUUGUUCUAAGCUCGGAGUGCAAACAGUCAGUAGAGAACAGCCAGAACCAGGCAAAGACACGUGGAAACAGAGAGGAGUGACUGGAUCUAUCAAAAGGGGGACUGAACCUCCUCUCCCCUGUCUACUUCGAACUGAAAGCUCUUCUUCCUGAAAAGACAAUCCCUGCAGAGUAUGCGUUUGACCUCCUCUCUCCUGUUAGCCUCCCUUGUCCUCCUCCUGCUGUUGCUCCCGUCCAUCGAGAUGAGAGCGGGGAAGGGCAGAGGCCUCAAAGGAGCAAGGCACAAAAGAGCAAGGCACGAACUCACACGGGACAGGGUGAGAGGUGUUCGGCGUCACAGCAGAUCAGGCCCUUCCAGGAUUGCGGCACCUCAGUGCUCAGAGUUGACAGUAUCUGGAGACUUCUUUGUAGACUGUCAGGACCAAGGCCUCAACUCCAUCCCCGCCUCAGAGACGUGGUCCAAACAACCAAACCACCUCCUUUUUGCACGCAACCGGAUCAAAAUCCUUCGUGACGGAGCUUUCUUGGGAUUUGAGAGCCUAACAAGUCUGGACCUGCAGCAGAAUCACAUCUCUUUGGUGGCUGAAGGGGCCUUCCAGGGUCUGACACGCCUUACAACCCUGCUGCUGCAGCACAACCGCCUGGGGACACUUAGCGAAGAGGCCCUCAUCUCCAUGCCAAACCUUCGCUACUUACGUCUACAUGACAAUCCCUGGGACUGUGUCUGCCCGAUGGACAGUCUCAUACGCACCCUUCAGGUCCCAAGCAACCGUAAUCUAGGAAAUCAUGCCAGGUGUGCAGAGCCCACCAGGCUGAAAGGCAUGAAGUUGAAGCAGAUUGACCCUGAGUUUCUCUGUAAGGAGAAGACAGACCCCACAGGCAAUCCACAGGGCGACCAAACAGAUCCCACAAACCCAGUACAACCUAUUCCAAUUCGCACCAAACCGGACGCCACCACAUCUUGCCACACCUACCUAUUCCCCCAAGUACGGAUGGACUGCAGCAAGCGAGGUCUAACUGAAGUGCCUAGAGGUAUUCCAGAGGAUGUUGUUCAUAUUGAUCUGUCCCAUAAUUCAAUCCGUCAUCUCAAAGCCAGAGAUUUCCAAGGAGCCAGGGGCCUAAGAAGCCUCAACAUAAGUCAUAACAAUAUGGAGCACAUUGACACAGGUUCCCUCUCUGGGCUGCUGCACCUUCGUGAGCUGGACCUGUCCAACAACAGCCUGCAUUCUGUCCAGUACGGGGUUCUUGAAGACCUUUACUUCCUGUUACAUCUAAAACUGGGAGGAAACCCAUGGGUGUGUGACUACAGCAUCCACUACAUGAUGUACUGGCUGCGCCUCCACCCAGGGGUCAGGUACUCAGGCCUGCUGUGUCGCUCCCCUCUUGAACAUACAGGCGAGAGUGUGGCAGAGUAUGUGCGUUCAUACAACAGAGCGUGUCCAAAGGACAGACAGCCCAGCAGAACCGACCCAGACCAAACAGACCCUGAACUCUGGAACACAGCAAUGGAAGUGCAGGGAGAGCUGGAGGAGGAGCUGGAGCCCAGCCACUUGAGAGCGCCACAGAAAUACCAGAUCAUCAGGCUGUCCUGAAGCCAGUGAAAAUGCAACCCACAAUUUACCUUUUACAAAUGAUAUUUAGUUUCCCUUCUUUCGCUUCCUUUCAUUAUCAUUAAACUGUCUGUAUCAGAUGGAGAAGCUACUGUCCUUUUAAUCAAAAUAUAAAAGUUAUCAACUUAUUGGUUGUUUUACUCAUAACUAUUAUCAUAAGGAAAAGAUCUGUAUGAUGAAACACAAAAUGAAAAUAUGGCAACUGAAUGUGCAAUACUCACUGAUGCAUUUCAAGCUAGGCCCUGUUAGAGUUGUGCAGCCACGCAGGUUGAGAUGGAUCACAAAUGGGCGGUAGUUCUGCAGAAUCCGCUUCAUUUUGCCCUCUGUUAUCCAGUCCCUCUCCACAGAGAAGUUGAUCUAAUAGGGAUACAAAAAUUGGGGAACAUUUAUACUCCUAUUUCAAGUAUAACUUCCAAACUUUCCGAUGAGUUUGAUUAAAGAAAAAUCCUCCUAGUACAGACCUGACUCCACAAUGUGCCUGACUGGAUGAGAGCCUUCCAUGUCGAACACACCUCAGCACAAUUUAGCCAGUCUCGCAACUCUAAAUACCGAAAGAUCUGCGCAAUAAAAGAAAAAGAAAAAAAUCACGUGAAAUGUUUGAUAGUUUGGAAAGGUGUACACGUGUAGAUUCUCUUUUAUUUGUACCAAUAUCUUAGAGACCAGUUGUCAUGUUGGAAAUGUUUGUGUAAUGUCAAGUGGACAGUUAAGCACCCACAUUUGAAAGACAAGAUUCUGCUCUGCCACUUAGAGAAUCAGUGUGAUGUAAGUGUACAAGCAGCCUCUUUCUUUCUCCAAACAUAGUCAUGUUGAAGCACCAUUUAUUAGGAGGUGUUGGACAGAAACACCAGGGCAAACAAAGCCAAAUCUGGCCUGCCUUUAGCAGCAAAUGUGAAUCCAAAACAAACAGGGAAUAGGUCUGUCAGUGAAAGGAGAGUCAAAAUAUGUUUACAGGAAACUAAAGAACCACUGGUAUUAAAUACUUUUGUAAUUAUAUAAUACAAUCAAAAAUAUAAAUUAGCAAAGACCAUAACAGAGAUAAGAGUUGUUCAAGAAACAAAACUCUUUCUGUACAUUUACUAGAUCCUAAUGAUAUUAGUUGACAUUAAUCAGCCUGCCUCUAAGAGACAUUUACUUACAGUCUUAUGUAAUCCGUAUGAUCUCAUCACUGAGCUGCUUCAGAUUUAAUUCCCCAGCUAUCAUUUCUCUGUGUGGCACUUUCAUUUAGCUUAAGAGGAACUACCUUCAGUGAGAGGUUGUUAGGGAGCAUGGCGAGUACGUCACAUCCUUCCUCGAUCUGGUUGACUUUGUUGACAAUUUCUAUAGAGCCCAUUUCCAGCCUCUGCAAGAUCCACACAAACCAUAAAUACAACAAAUUAUAUAAAUGACAAUUUGUAGGUUAAAAAAAAAAUCUUAAUAAGUGUUUACCUUAUAAUACUCUUUUGUCCUCUUGGAGUCCUUUACUACAUCACGCCACGCAGCUAUGAUGCGCUUAAAACGACCAGCGUUCACAAGCCUCUCAAGUUUUUCCAAGGCAACUAAUUUGGAAAGAUAUUCAAAUCUUAUUUCAAAUGUUUAGCACUUUUGAACAGCACACUUAUUUAUAUCACUGAAAAAAACCUCUUUGCGGAGGAUAACAUGUGGGCUAAAUCAUGGCACAAAUACUUUUAUCUUUGAUCACAAAGUCUACUGAAUCAUGAGAAAAAUAAAGCAAAAAUAAGGAAAAAUUGAACCAAGACUCAAGAGGGAAAUGUGAAGGGGGACAAAAUGAGUCACACAAUGAGUGUAUCAGUGGGGAAGAAAUGUGUCAGGAGAUUUCGUUUGGACAGAUUUCUUAACCACAGCACAUGUAUUUUCUGGCAUUGUAUUUAAGAGAGUCAGCUUGCAAAAACAGUCAAAUCUUUCAGAAAUAUUUGAGUAAGCACCUACCGGCCUGUGUCUUCUUGUGUAGUUUUACCCAGUUCAACCAUUUAGUAAGUGCAACCAGCUGGCAUUUCCUUUCAUGAUGCUUCUUUGCCAUGUCCAUCUUCAGAGCCAGCUCUGCGGUAUCUCUCUUGCUCUGGGCAGUGAACCUCUUCCACUUCCUGUCCCCAACAUCAAACACAGCUCAUCAUUAAUUCAGUGGAAAGGUAAGCAGGCAGACAGACAGAGACCUGCAUUAUAUCAAUGGCACAGAAGUCAGAAACACUAAAAUUAUAUAGUUGUAUUAGUUUUUACUAAUGAUAUCAACAGAGGCUGGUUUGGACAUUAAGACAGGGCAGUUAUUGACUGGAUAAAAGGUCAAUGUCAUAGAAGUAAGCACUGACAAGAGAGGUGAAAGGCAAUCUGUGAAAUAUAAUAUCCUCAUGAACUCAGUAUGUACGUGUCAACAAUGAUCCAGAAAAGACUUUCAUUUGCAUGGGUCAAAUUUCUUCAUAGAGUGAGACCGGAGUCAGGUUUAAUAAGAUCAGAUAAGAGUUACUUUAUUAAUCCCAGAUUGGGAAAUGUUUUUGUUGCAGCAGCAUGAUGUGAAAGUUUAUUCGACCAGUCAUCAGUCAUACAAUUGACAAAUAUCUACUAAAGAAUUAUGGAUUCACUCAAGACAUUCAGAGGAAGGCAACUGAUGUUUUAGAGCUAUUUCUGGAUAGCUGAAGUGAUAUUUCAGCCAUCACCAUUCAGCUCUCUGAAUAAAUGCUUCACCUGUGCUGGUCUAAUUAGAUUGAUUUCAAACAGCACCAGCUGCCUUCAAUCACUUAAUUGCAUCAGCUUGCGCAGACUCAGAAAGGUUUUAGUAUCAUCACCUGCACUUUUCUUAUGGUUCGUGGCACUCAAACCUUGUGGAGAAAAAACAAGGGGAGUACGAUUGAUUGUUUUCUGGGCUGUUGCGGCUUCUGAGAGUGACUGCUGGAGUUGAAUUUGCUACCAUGGCUCAUCCAUUUGGGGUUUCUUGGAUUUGCUCUCUAUUGUUAUGGGGCUGUAUUGGCUUUCCUACUCAAAAUGGUUACAAUAUUGCACAUGGCUUCUCUCUUGAUGGUGGUCAAUUUGGUAGUGAUGAAAGUGGACCUCACACACAAACUUCAAACAUGUUUGAUCCUGGAGAACCUUUAUUCACCAACCAAGACUCUGUUAAUCCAAGGGAAGAAAUGCAAGCUUUGAGACUCCACAGCUUUGUUUCCCUUCAAGGAGAACCAGAGAACCAUGAAAACAAUGGGGAUUUUAGCCCUGUUACUGUCCUCCCUGAAGACAUGGUACAAACCAACCCAGAGUCAGAACAUCCCUCUGCCCCCCCAGUGCAGAAAUAUGAACAUAAAGGUGCUGGAAGUCAACACCCCUUUGGCCUUUUAGUGGAGGAGCACACACAAGAGAAACCUAUGGAGCGCACCAGUUUCCAGACAGUGAAAGAUUUUAAACGGUUUAUAGAAAAACUGAAGAGUUCAUUCUUAAUUCCAGGAGGUUCCUUUGGUCCACAUUUUCAAACUGCAAUGGAAACUUUGAAAAAUGAGAUGGCUUCUAAUGCUCAAAAUACAAAGGGGGAGAAGGAUAUGGGAUAUAGGUCUAAUUCUACGAAAGAGGUCACUUCCUAUGAUGAUGCCAGUGAAAAUGAAGUUUGGAGUGAAGCUAUGAAUACAGCGUUUGAACAAAAUGAACAGGGUUCUAACUACCAAGUGCCAGGUGAAAACCCCUCUGUCCCUGAUCCUGACGACUCCACUGAGAGUCUCCUUUAUUCCAGUGUUUAUGGCAACCAAGACUCUGGCCCAAGUUCUGCUCUCUACCCACGCCACCGUUUAGCAGCCACAGGGCAUGUUUCAGGUAAUUACGGUGGUUUUGACAGGGUUGACAGUUUUGGGGAAAACCCUGAUAUUUUUACAAGAGCUUCUUAUAAGCAAAAUGAAGAUUUCCAGUCAAAAAACUCGAAUCCCCCUGAACAAAUACCUUCUGGCUCAUACAAUGGAGAUGUUUUUUACUUUGGUGGCUAUGUGACUGCUCCCCCUGUCAACCUUCCCCACAGCCCAGCUCAAGAUUUAAAUGACUUCUCAAGCCAGAGAUCCAAUAUAAUGCCUUUAACCUCUACGGACAUCCAACUACCGACAUCUCACACUGGCAGCCGUGGUGGCUUUGAACUUGGUGAAGAUUUCAAAAGUGAGGAGUUGGGCAAAAUAACUUCAUCCAAUGACCUGUCUGCACCAAUGCCCCGAUCUUCAAAUUCCUAUACAAAAAGUGUACGGGUCAAUGCACCGAGAGGUCGACACUACAUCCCAGAUCAGUUACCAAAACAUAGGGAAAUCCCAGUCCAAUCAUUGGAGGGAUAUAAACCGGCUGUAAACUACUCUCCCAUCGCCCACCUGCCUGUAUCUUUUGGUUCUGCUUCUUCAAACUCUGCUAACAUCUUACCAAAGAGUAGUCAAAGUCAAAGAGGCGGUCAUGUAGGAGUUCAAACAAGUAGCCCACAUGAUGCUCAGAAUAAAGCCUUCAAAAAAAAGCAGCCAGUCAGAUUCCACCGACUGUUUACUAGGAAACCUUUCAGCCUGCUUCAAGACUCAAGUGGACAUGAUGUCUCUCUCAGAGACCAGACAGUCGAUGUUAGCCAUCCUUUCAACCUAAGUGGAAAAGCAAAAGAUGAGGAGAAAUCAGACUUCUCCCAGCUGAAUCAAGCCUCAGACACUUGGGGAACAAAACAAAUGGCUGACAAUACCCUAAUUACUCCCAUUUCUAGUGGCUUGGAUUCAACUCAGAGUGGGAUCUCAUCUUGGGCCAGAGAUGAUGUGAAUUUGAACUCUCUCACUAUCUUGGCUCCAACAUCAGCAUCAGAGACAGCCUUUUCAAGAUUUUUUGGCAAUGAUAUACGUCGUGUCAGAAACCCCCAGGGCUCAUUUUCUACCCCACUACGACAAGGCCUUUCUGGAAACAGAGCUCUGCAGACCUUCAUAAAACCGAACAAAGUACAGAAGACUCCAGCCAAAGUUAAUAUAGAGCCUCGCAUCAUGGCCCACCUGCAUCUUAAACCACUGUCUGCAUCCAAGGUUUCUGAUUCUAUUUUGAGUGAUGAAUUUUGGAGGAAUGGUGGCAACACAAAAAGGCUUCCUUCUGAAAUGAGCCCAAAUAAGUCAUCACCAUUUGUAAAGGCAUAUGUUCGCAAGUCAAGAAAUGACUACAAAAGGAAGAAACUAUCUCUAUCAAAGACCCGUUACUCACCAUAUCAGCUGGAUGAACACAAGAACGAUGUUUACCGCAGUGUAAAGGAUUUGACUAACAAUAAAGAAGGAUCAAAACCCUCCAAGUGAAACACAACAUGGAUCUGUUGCUAUCUUCAACUACGAGGUAGAUCAAGUGUAUGUGGUUCUACAAACAUCUGCUCUGAUAAUGAAAGCCAUGAAAAAGUGUACCACCUCAUCUUGCUGUUGUCAAUCAGCAAAUCCUUGAUAAAGCAAUCCCAUCCCCAUGUGAUGAUCACAACUGUAAUACUGUAGGCAUACCUGAAGCAAGAGCUUGUUAAAUUGUUCCUGUAGCAGCAGUAGGCCUUUUCGAGGAGACAAAGGGACAUCUAGAGGGGCAUGCAGAUCAGUAGUUAUUAUAAAAGCAAUAAAAUCAAUUAAACUGUCA